Pundamilia nyererei is the source of this 3299-nucleotide messenger RNA. It is a transcript of the gene atmin, whose product is annotated as ATM interactor. Gene Ontology annotation, cellular component: nucleus. The record is from RefSeq and is a predicted model, not a curated record. Gene Ontology annotation, molecular function: DNA-binding transcription factor activity, RNA polymerase II-specific; transcription cis-regulatory region binding. The transcript has 4 exons. Lineage: Eukaryota; Metazoa; Chordata; Actinopteri; Cichliformes; Cichlidae. Gene Ontology annotation, biological process: positive regulation of transcription by RNA polymerase II. The coding region runs from base 88 to 2463 and encodes 791 amino acids.
UGUGACGUAAGCCCGAACAGAAGAGUGGAAAGGUAGCAAUGCAGCCUUACAGGCAGCGUUGAGGGACGGAAUGAUCCUUUUCAUACAAUGCUGCUGCUGGGGCUCUCUGCCAAACACGGAAUGCACUGUCAACACAGAAACAUGGCUGCCUCUUCAACGGGCAAGGCGAGUAACAGUGAUAACGCUAAUGCCGGCAGUCUAAACUGUAACGAAGAACCUCUGCCGCAGUCUCGGGAAAUGAUAAAACCCACCAUCGUGGAGCUGACCAAAGAAGUGAGGACGAACAUCCUAUGCACCGUGGAAGGAUGUGGCAAGAUUCUCCCCAACACACCUGCGUUGAACAUGCAUCUGGUUAAGUCGCACAGAAUAAAGGAUGGUAUUGUCAAUCCCACGGUCAGAAAGGACAUGAAGGGCUCUCAGAAGCUUUACUGCUGUCCUAUUGAGGGUUGUCCCAGAGGCCCUAACAGACCUUUCUCCCAGUUCUCCCUGGUUAAGCAACACUUCAUGAAGAUGCAUGCAGAAAAGAAACAUAAGUGCUCCAAGUGCAACAAUGGCUACAGUACAGAGUGGGACUUAAAGAGGCACAUAGAAGACUGUGGAAAGACCUACCACUGUACAUGUGGCUGCCCCUAUGCUAGCAGGGCUGCUCUACUCUCACAUAUCUACAGGACGGGUCAUGAAAUUCCAACAGAGCACAGAAUUCCCCCAGUAAAAAAGAGAAAGAUGGAAAAAUUGUUAAGUGGUUCUGAAAAGGUUAAGAUCAAUGAUUCAACCUUCCAGAUCAUCCCUGCUGCCACAGAGCAGACAGACACUUCUCUCCCUCCUGAUACAACCAUUACUAUCCCAGACUCCCGGAGGAGCCUGCAAAAGUUGCUUUUACCAAAACCCAAGAUGGCUUUGGUUAGUGUUCCUGUGAUGCAGGUGGCUCAUUUGCCUGUACUCCUUCCAUCUACAGAAAGUGGGGCUCUGAGGUCUGUAGUGCUUGCUGUAGAUAGCCAAGGUUCUGUUAGUGCCCUUCAGCUCCUUCCACAAGCCACAGGAGCAGUGGUACCCCAACUUGAUGCUAAAAGUUUGGGUUUCAAGGAUAGCAUGCCUACUUCCCGCUCUAGCCAGGGGCCUAUUAGCACAGGAGUGCAAGUCAAUCUGGAUCCAGUAGGUGCAGAGGAUUCAACCAUCAGCAUGGCAGCACAGCGAGGAAGGAGCACUUCCACCAACAUUCAGACAGACAAAUCGUACUUGUCAAAAAUGCCCACAGGAGUAGGGGUUGGGGAGGGACUAGGCUUGUGCUCUGUGGGCGAGUCCUCUGUGUCUUCUUGCUCCCAAACAGACAUCAGUGUCAGUGCCCAAGUCCUUUUGCCAGUCAGUGUUGAAACCCAAACAUUCUUCUCCCGAGCCAAAUCCACAUCGUCUAUUGGAGCUCAAACAGACAGCCAGUGCCUGAGCCAAAUUCCCUGCGCAUCCUCUUCUGUGCUUCCAUACAAAACCAGGCAGACACAGACAUACUUUGCCAUGCCACAAUCGGAGGAGAAGGCUCAGAACCAGGCUGUCAUGUGCUCAGACCUAUUUGGCAAUGACUCCCUCAGUGUGUCAACCCAAACAACUUUGGACAUAGAUGACACCCUUUGUGCUGCAGGAAGCACUAUAUAUGAGGACUCAAAAUCAGAAGGUGGUAUGUGUUUUGGGGUGCAGACGCAUGAGCUGAGUGCAAACAACAUGGCAGACAACCAGACCCAAACAAUGACCUUGUUAAAUGACCUGGAAAACAUCCUGUCUGACAGUAUGUCAGGCCAUCAGGUGCUCACAGAGGCUUCUGCAGGCUGUGGGUCAAGUCUCAGCUCUGUUCAAGAGCAACAUAACGGCAUCGACUUUGAUUUUGAAGAAUUCCUCAAUGCUGUGCACAUCCAGACACAGACCGAGGAGAGUGAGCUGGGAGGACUGGGUGGUGACACGCCAAUGGAGUCUCUAGACAUUCAGACACAGACAGACUUCCUACUGAUGGAUGAUCUGGACCAAAGUGAGGGACCAAGCCGAACCCAAGCCAGCGACUUGGAGCUAUUUGAUACUCAAACUCAGACUGACCUCAAUUUUCUGCUGAAUGCUGGAAGCCACAUGCCCCUGAGCAGCAUCUUGCGACAUUCAAGCUUUUCUAUGAGCACAGAGUCAUCAGACACAGAAACACAAACAGAUCUCCCUUCAUUUGCCACGAGUCUCUCUGCUCAGACUCCUGUCACUCAAGGAGAGAAUGCAAGACUGCUGAACAGCACAGAGACACAGACUGUGACCAGCCAAGCAGAAGGCCUAGGAAACCUGUUCCUGACCAGCAACGAAACCCAAACUGUCAUGGAUGACUUCCUGUCAGCGGACUUGGCGUGGAACAUGGAGUCCCAUUUCAGCUCUGUGGAAACCCAGACAUGUGAAGAACUUUGUGCUCUGUUUCAGCAUUCUGAGAAACCCAACAGCUGAAGCUUCCCAUGCCUUUGCAAUAAAGGUUUCUGAUAUCUGCCUCUUCCUAUAAGAGGAAAUGGUUUAUGCUGUCCUCUGGCAAAUCAAACCAUAGUCUUAGCAGCAAGAAGUCUGCAGAUAUGUUUUCAACCAUUCCACUGGGGGCAUAAUGUCCAGAGCCCUUCCUGGUGUCUAUCCUGACAGCAUUGCUGCACUUUAUUAGCUCAGUGGGCAUGACCCAUGAGCUCCCGUGACAGUUUACAUAUUUAUUUGCACAUAAGGUAACAUUGUACGUGUCUUGUCUAAAAUGCAAGCUUACUUGUAUAUUUCAGUGCGUAGCCAAUGUGACUGGUCACUGUUUGGUCUUAAGAAGUUGUAAAAACAUUUAACAUUACAUAAAGUUUAUCUCUGCACUUAAAAGGGAUGACAUACAUACCUAUAUAUGGCUGUCAUGAAAGGCUUGUAAAAUUGCUACCUUGUAUGACAGCUUUCAAAUAUAGCUGUACUGCUGUAAAACAAUCUCAUCUCAGCUGUACAGUAUACAAUAUUGUACGUUUAGUUUACAUACGUAUGCAAUGCGCAUGAAGCCUUUAAGCAGCACAACAUAAAAUAUUGAUUCUGCACAUGUGCAUCUGAAUGCUGCAUCUUCAAUGUUACCUUGUCAGUGGCAACAAGACUGUAAACUCUGACAUUGCAGGCAGCUGAAAACAUGACAAGUGAGAUUUUUUUUUCAAAGUAAAGGCUUUGCAUUGCUCAAAGCAGAAGAUGUGUUGUUGAAAUAUAACCUGGCACAAAGUAAAAAACAAUGUUUGUCCCGUGUUGCGCACCUUGCAUUAAAAUGUGGUUGUGAAGUCUGA